AUGACUAGCAAACAAGCAAUGUCAUCUAACGAACAAGAAAGGCUCUUGUGUUACAAUGGGGAAGUCCUUGUUUUUCAGUUGUCUAAAGAAAAUUUGGCAGAUAAAGGGCCUGCGAAAACACCCAUAUUACAUGUCAGAAGAAUGGUAUUUGACAGAGGAACAAGAGCAUUUGUUCAGAAGUCCACUGGAUUCUUCCACAUAAAGGAAGAAAACUUAAACUUAAAAAUUAUGUGUUGCAACUGUGUGUCAGAUUUCAGAACUGGAAUUAACCUCCCUUGCAUUAUGAUACAAAGCAAUAAAAAUAACGUUUUCAAAUAUAUUCUAUUGUUUCUUCAUAGUACCAAUAAAUUUGAAAAGCGUUUGAGUUUUAAACUAGGCCAUGAGUUGAAGGACAACAUAAGGGUCCUUAAUGGCCCUUCACUUAUGUGGCGACAUCUCAAAACAUUCUUCCGUAUCUCUUCUGAAACUGGCAAAGUUAUUAGUGUGUCAUUUGAUUUUUCUUCUGUUCAUUGGGUAGGGGAGAUUGAAAAUCUAGGUAUGGUUUUAUUGGGACUAAGGGAAUAUUAUCUAUCUGAAAAAGGAUGCACCCGAAAGUAUUCAAAAUCAGAUUAUGCAAUUCAGAAUACCAAAUUUUGUGUAUACUCUCUUGAAUGUCAAGAAGUAUUAAGUGAUACAUACAUCAUCCCUCCUGUUUAUAGCAGUCUGGUAACUUGUGUGCAUGUCUGUGCAACUAAGAUUGUCAACAACCAGUUAAGGAUGUCUCUGGUUGUCCUUACUCAAAAGAAUCAGCUGAUUUCAUUCCAAAAUGGGACUCCUCAAAGAGUGUGCCAGCUUCCAUUUGAAGAUCCUUGUGCAGUUCAACUUAUGGAUUCAGGUGGAGGAAACCUCUUUUUCAUCAUAUCCUUUAGGUCCAAUGAUGUUUGUGCUGUUUGGAAAAAGAACUUUCAGGUUGCUGCUAAAUGGGAAAAACUUAGCUCAGUACUGAUAGAUGACUUCAUUGGAACUGGAACUGAACAAGUACUGCUACUUUUUAAGGACUCCUUGAACUCAGAUUGCCUGACUUCAUUUAAAAUAACAGACCUUGGCAACAUGAACUAUUCAAGUGAACUGUUGGAUUGCAAUGAAGAUGAUUUCUUUGAAGACAGACAGCAUUAUUACUUGGUGGUUUCACCUCUGGAAAGAAGAUUGAAAGUCGGUUUGGCCUCUAUUCGGGAAUUACAGCAGCAUCUCUUGCUUAAGGAAAAAAUUAUUUCAAAAUCUUGCAAAGCUUUAAUAAACCUGAUUCAAGGGAAAGAUGAUAGUACAUCGAGUGCAGAAGAGGGACAUCUUGUUCCUUUUUGUGGUGAAGAAGAAAAUUCUGUCCAUACCUUUGAUGAUAAUUUAUCAGACAAUUUUAAAGAUUCAGAACAGCUAGUAGAGAAGAUAUGGUAUCAUGUAAUGGAUGAUAGCUUGGUUGUUGGAGUGAAAAUCACGUCCUCUUUGAAACUGUCCCUGAAUGAUGUGACUUUAUCACUGUUAAUGGAUCAAGCCCAUAGGCCCAGCUUUCAGCUUACUAAGUGUCAAAAUAGAGUGAUUAAGUUGAGUAAGAAUUCUGUCCCAGCACCACACUUGAUGCUGUGUGAAAUAGGAUCAGAGGCAAAAAGGAUCAAGUUGACCCUUGACAGUAAGGAAGAGGAAAGCUUUGUUUGUGCACAACCAUCUAAGAAAGAAUAUGCACAGAUAAUUACUGCUGUAACAUCUCUUUCACCACUUUUAGCAUUCAGUAAAUUUUGUUGCAUUGUGCUGUUACAAAUUAGGGAGAAGGAAAACAAUACUGAAGAUCGUUAUAUUCUGUGUGGCAGAUUUUUUUUAAGUAUACGUGAUCUUUCAAGUGGGAAAUACCUACUGACAUUCCCAGAGAAGAAACCUAUAGAACACAUGGAAGGCCUUUGUUCACUUCUUGCAGCAUCACACAAAUCUUGUUUUCGAAUUACAUCACCUGGCUAUACCUUGAAUUCAGUGAAGACAUGGCUCUUAGAACACAUGAAAUGUGAAGUAAUCAAAGAAUUUCCAGAAAUGUGCUUUUGUAAAAGACCAGGAAGUUUCUAUGGGACACUCUUCAACUGGAAACAAAAAACACCAUUUGAAGGGAUUUUAGUAGUCUAUUCCAGGAAUCAAACAGUUCUGUUUCAGUGCCUUCAUAAUCUCAUCAGCAUUCUCCCUAUAAACUGUUUCUUCAAAAAUCUAAAAUUAGGAAAUGAGGAUUACCUAAUUGAUUAUUUAGCAUCAACUUUGGAGAAGGAACUGUUUACCCUUGAUUCUCUUUCUUCUGCCUCAGUCAAGGUUGAAAGCAGUUUCAUGCAGACAUGUGAAGCAAGCAAAGGAAAGAGUAGUGGUGAUGUGGCUGAUUUAUCAGACAGACAGGAAAAAAUCCGUCUGUACAGAAAAGAACUUGAAAGAGAAAAGAAGAAAACAUUGGGAAUGAACCUAAAAGAGAGUGGUGCCCUUUACAGAGAAAUGACUUUGAAAUUAGCUGAGGUUCAGUUGAAAUCUGACCUUGCUGCACAGAAACUGACCAGUUUAUAA
Molecule: messenger RNA, 2565 nt
Organism: Cynocephalus volans (Philippine flying lemur)
Lineage: Eukaryota; Metazoa; Chordata; Mammalia; Dermoptera; Cynocephalidae
Gene: FANCB
Product: FA complementation group B
Exons: 8
Coding region: 1-2565 (854 amino acids)
Biological process (GO): replication-born double-strand break repair via sister chromatid exchange; positive regulation of double-strand break repair via homologous recombination; negative regulation of double-strand break repair via homologous recombination
Cellular component (GO): Fanconi anaemia nuclear complex
Source: RefSeq, a predicted model, not a curated record